Symbiodinium sp. CCMP2592 is the source of this 390-nucleotide messenger RNA. The record is from the annotation of a GenBank genome assembly. Lineage: Eukaryota; Dinophyceae; Suessiales; Symbiodiniaceae.
AUGGCAGCACCGGUUCCGAUGCUCCAAGUUUCCGGGUCAGGCUCGGGCGCUGGCUUGUCCAGGUUGAUACAGAUCGCUCCUUCACGUGCCUGGUCACCCCUUGGCCUGCUGCUCGUCCUCGUUUCAUCGUCUGAGGCAGUCAUCCGGCCCGCCAAGGCGGUAGAGCCGGUAGAGGGACGGAGCCACUGUGGAAACUUCGGUAAGAAUCCCAAGAAGAAGUCUUGCAGCAUCGCUGUCAUUGAUCCGAGCAACAAUAGCAAGGCAACUUCGUGCCGCGAGUCUUCAAUUUACAGCCAAUGCAAGGUAAUGGCUGCCAGCAGCUGCAGCUUCAUUGACUGCAGCUUGCUUGAUGUGGGCACAGUGACACGUCUACGUCCGCAGCAAAGCUAG